GCAGAAAAGGAAGGCAGGGAGGAAGCUACAAAGGGGCACAUUUCAUCUGAACUAAAAGGAAUAAAUUCCUAACACAGAGAGCAUUGUCAACAUGGCAGGGGUUGCCUUAGACAUGGUGGAUUUCCCAUCCCUGAAAGUUUUCAAAUUGAGAUUGGCUUGCCACUGGUCGGAGCUGUUGUGUGGAGGCUUUUGUUCAGCUAUUACUCGAACUUGAUGUUCUCUUCCAACUCUGAAACUGGUUCUGAGGGACAGCUCAGUGGGGCAGGGGAUUACAGGUUCCCAAGCAGCUGAAGGAAAGCUUGCACAGAAACUGCUCCAUGACCUCUUUACCAACUAUACUAGUGCCCUUCGGCCUGUGAAGGACACAGAUCAAGCCCUAAAUGUGACCCUGGAUGUGACGCUGUCCCAGAUCAUUGACAUGGAUGAACGAAAUCAGGUGCUGACCCUAUACCUAUGGAUUCGCCAGGAGUGGGCUGAUGCUUACUUGUGCUGGGAGCCAGAGGUCUACGGGGGUCUUGAUUCCAUAAGAAUCCCCAGCAGUUUGGUCUGGAGACCUGACAUCGUGCUCUAUAACAAGGCAGACACACAGCCGCCAGCUUCAGCUAGCACCAAUGUGGUCCUUCGGCAUGACGGCCGCGUGCGCUGGGACGCCCCCGCUAUCACCCGGAGUUCGUGCCGCGUGGAUGUGGCGGCUUUCCCAUUCGAUUCACAGAGCUGCCGCCUGACCUUCGGCUCGUGGACCCACGUGGGCCACCAGCUGGACGUGUGGCCCGGCGCUCCGGGGGCCGGCCUGGCCGACUUCGUGGAGAACGUGGAGUGGCGCGUGCUGGGCAUGCCUGCCCAGCGGAGCGUGGUCACCUACGGCUGCUGUUCGGAGCCAUACCCAGAUGUGACCUACACGCUGCUGCUCCAGCGCCGAGCCGCAGCCUACGUGGCCAACCUCCUGCUGCCCUGUGUGCUCAUCUCGCUGCUGGCCCCGCUCGCCUUCCACCUGCCCGCAGACUCCGGGGAGAAGGUGUCGCUGGGCGUCACUGUCCUCCUGGCCCUCACUGUCUUUCAGCUGCUCCUGGCGGAGAACAUGCCCCCGGCCGAGAGUGUGCCCCUCAUCGGGAAGUACUACAUGACCACGAUGGCACUGGUGACAGCCUCCACGGCACUGACCAUCCUCAUCAUGAAUCUGCACUACAGUGGCCCAGGUGUCCGCCCUGUGCCUGCCUGGGCUCAGACACUCUUGUUAGGCUAUUUGGCCCGAGGAUUGUGUGUCCGGGAGCGGGGAGAGCCCUGUGGGGGUGCCCAGCACCCUCUUGUUCCUCGUCGCCCCUCAGUGCACCCCAAGCCUCGCCUGGGACAAGGUUCAGCCUCUGGGCCCUGCUCAGAGCCACGUUGCCCUUGUCACCAGGAGGCCCUUCUCCGCCAUGUAGGUGCCAUUGCGGUUGCCUGCCGCAGCCAUAGGGCUGCCCAGCGUCUCAGAGGGGAUUGGAAGCGGUUGGCAAGAGUGGUAGACCGAUUUUUCCUAGCUGUCUUCUUUGUCAUGGUACUUGCCAUGAGCCUGCUGGUCCUGGGCCAUGCCCUCUGAGGACGGAAGGUUUUGGGUGCUGGAAGUCAGAAACCUCGAAGGACCUUGGACCUAGAAGGGGCAUGACAUGGGGCAAGAACCGGGACCUGGAAAGUAAGGGCUUAGACCAGUGAGAGCACCCUAUAAGAUUUAGAGCUGGAAGUCCUUCUUUUGGAAAAAACAAAAACAAAACACACACACACACACACACACACACACACACACACACACACACACAACCCAGAUCCUUAGCUGCUGCUCUGGGCAAGAGGGAAAAUUGUUCUAUAUGAGUCCAGAGGGCUGAACAGAUAAAUAAUAAGACUAAUCCAUGUUUCUGUAACUUUUUAACAUUUACAGAGUAUUUUUUUCAAAACAAAACUGUGAGUGAUACAUGUCUAACCCAGUGGAAUUGCUUGUCAGCUAGGGGAGGGGGGAGGGAAGAGGGGAAGAGAGAUCAUGAAUCAUGUAACCAUGGAAAAUAUUCUAAAUCAAUAAAUUAAUUUAAAAAGCAAACAAAAAA
Molecule: messenger RNA, 2075 nt
Organism: Monodelphis domestica (gray short-tailed opossum)
Lineage: Eukaryota; Metazoa; Chordata; Mammalia; Didelphimorphia; Didelphidae
Gene: CHRNA10
Product: cholinergic receptor nicotinic alpha 10 subunit
Biological process (GO): monoatomic ion transmembrane transport
Cellular component (GO): postsynaptic membrane
Molecular function (GO): transmembrane signaling receptor activity; acetylcholine-gated monoatomic cation-selective channel activity
Source: RefSeq, a predicted model, not a curated record